AUGAUCCCUCAACCUGCCUCCUCGCUGUUCGCUCCGCCACCUACACUACCGACCAACUAUGGACAGCCCCGUCAAGCCCACCCGAACGCGCCCCACCUCAAGACACCCCUCACUCAAGCCCAAACCCUCGAAUCGCAACGCAAAGACCUCCUCAUCCAAGUAAACGCUCUCCGCCUCGAACGCGCGGACCUCCUCUACAAGCUCUCCAUUGCGAACGGCUACCUCAACUCUGCCCAAAGGCAGCUCAGUACUUUCCACGUGCAAUGUAAUAUGCUUGCAGGAGAGGCCCGUGAGCGGCGGUUGAGGUACAUUCGCGAGAUCUGUCCGGAUGUAGGGUUCUUCGAUUCGGAGAGGAUGCAAGUUCGGGUCGCGAAUGUGUCGGAGAGUAUGCUGCCGCGGUUCAAAACGAGCGUACGAAACUACGCGGUGAAGCGCGGCGAUCUCGAAACACCUGUACCCAUAGCGGUCGUCUUCGCUCACCGGCCCCCCUCCUCUCUCCCGCUAUGCAUCAAACAGAUCGCCUCACACGGGUACUGGUUCGCACCUAUCGGCCUACCCUCACCUGGACAAGUUUUCGAGCUCCUUGUCGAAUGCAGCCCAGAACGAUGGAUGUGCAUCGGUCGCUACGAGCACUUCGCGCUCUCUCAGGCGUAUGGCAUGAGCUUGUCCGAAUGGGCCGGGCUAGACGAAGACGUACGCGUUCCACCACACUCGUAUCGAACAUUCGCUGAUAAGUUCGUGGAUAUAGACGAGGAAUCACCAGGCUUUACGUAUGCUUUCUAA
Messenger RNA from Peniophora sp. CBMAI 1063, 783 nucleotides. The record is from the annotation of a GenBank genome assembly. NCBI's taxonomy places the organism in Eukaryota, Fungi, Basidiomycota, Agaricomycetes, Russulales, Peniophoraceae.